Toxorhynchites rutilus septentrionalis is the source of this 2881-nucleotide messenger RNA. It is a transcript of the gene Orc1, whose product is annotated as origin recognition complex subunit 1. Gene Ontology annotation, biological process: mitotic DNA replication checkpoint signaling; DNA replication initiation. The record is from RefSeq and is a predicted model, not a curated record. Gene Ontology annotation, molecular function: chromatin binding; ATP binding; ATP hydrolysis activity. Lineage: Eukaryota; Metazoa; Arthropoda; Insecta; Diptera; Culicidae. Gene Ontology annotation, cellular component: nuclear origin of replication recognition complex. Bases 156 to 2795 code for a protein of 879 amino acids. The transcript is spliced from 3 exons.
GCGGCAAAAAAUUCCGCGCGAAUCAUUCAACAUCAACCGCAGGAGCAAAACAAUUGAUUUGCUUGCGACAGAGAGAUACCAUUGUAUUUUUUCUUGUUGUUGGUUGUGACUGGAAAUAUAUAAAUAUAUAGUGGAACGUGUGGUUUUGGUUAAAAAUGAAGCAAAAGUUGAAUAAUAAUAACAAGUGUCUUAUAAGCUGGGUUGGAAAACAAUACGAACCAGAAAUCGAACGUACAUUUAGGACGAAAACGGCCAUUUUCUACAGAAAAUGUAUCUUCGGAGCACUAACGCUGGAGGUGGGAAACUACGUGCUUGUUUCCAACAUGGACAGUGCCGAACCCGAUUUAAUUUCUGGCUGUGAUAUUGCGCGAAUCGAGCAUAUGUAUGACUUACUGAAUGAAAACCCGAAUGUUGACUCAUGCCGAGCCAUCGUGCAGUGGUAUUCACGUCCAGCGGCAAUGCCAACCAGAAUUCUGAAUGAUGAAAACUAUGCAUUUGAUUUUGACAAAGAGAUAAUGGAGGAUUCGCGUUUCAACCCAGAUAUUUCGAUCGAAACUAUUUUUGGAUUAUGCCGUGUUGAAACACUGGAUCCAAUGUCGGUUGUUUCGGAUGCGGUGGCUAGGAUAACCACUAGUUUACCGGUUUUCAUUGCACGCUACAGACUAACACAGGCAUCAGGUUCGAGAAGAAUGUAUUUGGAAGCGCUCACGAAUGGUACCAAGCAGUUUACUCCACGCAAACGUAAAUCAGUGCUAGAAAAGAGCAGUCAUCGUUCCAGCGUUAGUGCUAGUGCCCAGAAAACUCCAAAAUCAAGAACGACUCGCUCGAAAUCCAUAGAAUUUAUCGAUGUGGACAGUUUCAAUGAUGAGGAAAUUCAAACAGCACAGAAAGCUUUGAACGACGACAAAUGGAUUGUUAAAGUUGUUGAAACAGUAACUGAUUCCAUUAAGAAAAAGCUUGACGAGGUAACAGAAAGUUUCAGCGAGGUUGACAUCAGUGGCGAUGAGAACGGUUCUCCGUCGAAAAUUGCACGAAGAAAUAAUGUUAGAAGGAAGACGGGAAGUUUCCGGAGAAAUUUGAAUGCUAGUCUUCGUUGUGAAUCUCCGGUGUCUUCCGAUAUGGAUAUGCCGAAUUACUCAAUUGUGAACGAUGGAUCGGAGAACGCUGCUGGAAUGAAGAUCAAAUUAAGACUUUCACAACAGAAAAAGGUGGCAAAUGAUGUCGCUCGACAGAAAACUCCACGGAAACGUUCGACUAAUGAAAACAUCGACUCCAUUGACGAACAGAUAUCGCCGAGGAAAACAAGAAAAUCAAGCAUAAUUGUAGAUGACACUGAACAUUCAACGCCCAGUACAAGAACGAGGCGGAAAAGUAUUCUAAAGACUCCGAGUAGUAAGGCUACUGAGGCAACUGGAACCCCAAAGCGUAACAUCCAACUCUCUAAUAUAAUAGAAGAAAUUUCGGGAGAAAGACGUAGCUCUAGAAAAGUGGAACAAACUCCGAAGAAGUCCAACACAAAUGAUGAGCCCAAAACCCCCCGUUCAAAAAUUUCUAAGUCAACUCCCAGAAGUAGUUCAAAAAUGAAUCUCAUUCGCUCAGGUGCUAUUAAGCCUAACAUUCAAGAACGGAAUCUUCCUAUCGAAACUCCGAAUGGUGAUCAACUGUCGAUGGCACGCGAACGUUUGCAUGUUUCUGCUGUUCCAGAAAGCCUACCCUGUCGAGAGAAAGAGUACAAUGAAAUUUACAAUUUCCUUGAAGGCAAAAUCUUUGACGGUUGCGGUGGAUGUAUGUACGUUUCGGGAGUACCUGGAACUGGUAAAACUGCGACAACAACUGCGGUAAUCCGAUCGCUGCAGGCCUUAGCGGGAGAUGGAGAAAUCCCUAAGUUCGAAUUUGUAGAAAUCAAUGGAAUGCGUUUGACAGAACCGCGUCAGGCUUAUGUUCACAUUUAUCGUCAACUGACGGGCAAAACGUUGGCUUGGGAGCAGGCGUACAAUCUUCUCAAUAAAAGGUUUACCACCAAAGCGCCACGCCGGGUAUCCACCGUUCUGUUGGUGGAUGAACUUGAUAUACUCUGCAACAAACGACAAGAUGUUGUGUACAAUUUGCUGAACUGGCCUACGGCAAAUACUGCCCAAUUGGUGGUCAUUACAAUUGCGAAUACGAUGGAUCUUCCCGAACGUUUGCUGAUGGGGAAAAUAUCUUCCCGUUUGGGGCUCACGCGGCUCACCUUCCAACCGUACAACUUCCGCCAGCUUCAAGAAAUAGUGAUGGCUCGCCUCACCGGAAUGUCCGCGUUCGAUGCCGAGGCUGUUCAACUGGUAGCACGAAAAGUGGCCGCCGUUUCGGGUGAUGCGCGGAGAGCGCUGGAUAUUUGUCGUCGCGCAACCGAAGUAGCAGAUGAUCAAUCGCGGAAAACUGGUCAGUUUGUUAGCGUCUCGAUGGGUCAUGUGCAACAUGCGCUGGGGGAGAUGAUAGCUAGUGCCAAAGUACAAACAAUCAAAAGUUGCUCACGUAUGGAACAGCUGUUCUUGCAGGCUGUUACAGCGGAGGUUGCGCGCACUGGAAUCGAGGAAUGUAACUUCCUAGGGGUCUAUUCGCAGUUUGAAGCACUGGCCGCGUUUGCUGGAAUAACUGUACCGAAUCCUGGUCGAGCAAUCGCAAUCUGUAGUCGACUAGGUGCCUCUCGACUGCUGAUAUGUGAGAAUGCCCGAAACGACAUCUAUCAGAAAAUUCUUCUUAACAUAAGCUCCGAUGAUGUACAUUAUGCUUUGCAGGCGAGCAAUUUAAUCUAGAGUUGAUCUCUGUUAUGUUAUGUUUUAUGUUUUAACCUUCGAACUUUUACUUUUAAUAAAAAACCGAUUUAUUCUUCAAACGAAAA